AUGGUUCGCCGUCCCUACGUCUCUCCACGACGAGAGUGGUCCAAGGUCUCUGCUAACAAGAAGUCCUCUCCUCAGGUUACCUACAACACCCACCCUCACAUUGUCGAGCUCAUCGCUCUGUUCUCCGAUCCCUCGACCCGCGCUCUUUUCCGCCUCGUCUGCAGGUCCCUCCGCGAUUAUGUCGACGUCAGGUCGGUCCUUCCCGGCGGCGUUCUGUUCGAGUGGCACGGCAACGGCACUCCGUGCAACCUCGAGACAACCGAGAAGCUGCCCGUCUUCUCUCCCACCACUUUCGAAUGGGACGGCAAGGAUGCGCAGAUCGAUGUGAUUUCCCGCGCCCCCCGCGUCACCAUCGGCGGCGGCACGACCAUCCCCUACAUCGAGGAGCUCCUCUCGUACCUCCCCGAGCACUCGCCCGUUACCAUCACCCACGACGGCACCGGCCCGCCCCUGAACAUGGAUAUGCUCGCGCCCCUGUACCUCGACGUCGAUGCUGUUGUUCGCUGCCAGUGUUCCCGUCACCAGCCUGGCGCCGUGUUCAGGCACGCCGCCACCCACCUCACCGUCCACUUCACGCUCCCCGCGCUCCUGGGUAACCAGGCAGACAGCGCGUGCUCGCUCCUCCGCGGCCUCUGGUCUCCCACCAUCCAGCUGCUGCAGCUCUGCUUCGAGUCCCCCGACUGGCCGUUCGAGGCACUCAUCCCCUCGAUCUUCCCCCACCCCAUCGUGAACAGCAACCUCCACAUUCAGUUCCACUUUGCGUGGUGGCCUGGGUACAAUGUGGUCGAGACGGCCGACAACCUCCGCAUUCUCCUCGCUAGCUACUUUGGGAUCUCCCUCGACCGCGUUACGGAGGUCAUCGCUGUCCGCCCAUUCCCCACCAUGCCCAAGGUCACUUGUGCACACCUCCCCGAGCGCCCCUACUCCCGCUAG
Messenger RNA from Trichosporon asahii var. asahii CBS 2479, 933 nucleotides. RefSeq lists its product as uncharacterized. The transcript has a single exon. Lineage: Eukaryota; Fungi; Basidiomycota; Tremellomycetes; Trichosporonales; Trichosporonaceae. The record is from RefSeq and is a predicted model, not a curated record. The coding region runs from base 1 to 933 and encodes 310 amino acids.